Messenger RNA from Alternaria arborescens, 1254 nucleotides. RefSeq lists its product as hypothetical. Bases 1 to 1254 code for a protein of 417 amino acids. Lineage: Eukaryota; Fungi; Ascomycota; Dothideomycetes; Pleosporales; Pleosporaceae. The transcript has 4 exons. The record is from RefSeq and is a predicted model, not a curated record.
AUGUCCUACUACAACGACGCAUCGUGGAACACGCCUGCUCCCGGCCGGCAGUCAUCGUGGGAGCAACCCCAACCACCCUCGCGAUCAGGUACCGGCCAAAUGGGAUUCAACGGUGCAGGUGCAGCGAUUCACAUGGAUAUAGGCACAAGCUCCACGGUCAACAGCGAGGUCGCCAAUGCCUUUGCCUCGCAGUUUGAGGAGGUCGACCGCGCCAUCGAGAACCUUGCCAAGAGCGGCAAGCCCUUCGGUCCCGGCUUCCCUCCUACGCCCAUGGGUGCCAACCGCCGCGAGUCCAUGCCCAUGAUGGGAGGUGGCCCCCGCCCAUACCCCGACUUCGAGCAACAGCGCAUGGGCGGCGCCCAGCGCCACCACUCGGUCAGCGAGUACGACGGCUCCCGCUCCCACUCGGCGUCCAACGUCCAGGGCUUCUACCAGAAUCAGCGCUAUGCGCCGCGACCCAACGAUGCAGACCAGAUGGCACAGGCGAAGCGACGGAUGGCGGCUCAGCGUGAGCGUGAGCUGCGCAACUAUCACCAGGAGCAGCAAUACCACAGAAACGUUUCAGGCUCAGCCUCCAAGUCCGACCGCUCCAUGAGCCCCAAUGCCAUGAAUGAAGAGGAGCGCCGCGAACUCAUCGCCCGCCAGCACCGUGCUUUGUAUGGCGAGACCUCCACCCUGUACAACAGCAACCCGACCUCGAGCCAGGAUGUUCGUGUUCAGACCUCGCAAGCUGGUCGGGGUCCGUCUCCCCUCGCCUUUGAUCCCUUCGGCAUGCAGGCCCAGAACGUUUCCGGUGAGGGUUCCGUCCAGAUGCCUCCCCGCGACAAGGACGUUGCUGGUAAUGCUCAAGAUGCGCGUGCCAACAGCACCUCGUCACCUUCUGGUAGCCAGAACCCAGCAUUCAACCUCUUCGAUGCUCAGCAGGCGAACCGUACCUCCAACUCGUCGCCCGGAGGCUCUCCUCCUGUGCCUGGUCAGAAGUCCAACGGCUCUGGCGUUGCCCCCAUUGGCACUCGUCCUCAGAACCAGAACCUGCAGCAACCAGGUGGCGCUAUGGGCAAGCGCGCGAACUCACCUCUGCCGUCGCCUCUCGGCUACAACUCGUACAACGCGAGCGAGCAGAACAACAUGUCUACGACAUCUGCGUCUAUGAACCCUUCGUCUACUGUCACUGACAAGGGCGUUGGUAUUUGGAACAACGGACCCUGGAGCAACACGCCCACACAGGGAGUGCAGGCGUCUGUUUGGGGUUAG